CGAAACAUGUAGACCGGAGAGAAAACAAAAUUAAUCCAGGUUGUCAUUGUCAUUGUUCGUUUGUGCUUGCUUGAUUUUUCGUGAAAAUUCCUGGAAAAUACACUAUAAAUUAGCAAUUAGUCCAGCACCUGUGGUAGCUGAGUGUACGAGUUUGUGGAAAUUGGUGGAAAAGUGAAAAAAUUUGAUUGUGCUUAAAAAUCCCCUCCUGGCCAACAAUAGAAAAAAUUGAAGAAGGAUUAAAUUUGAGGAGCAUGUCGACAACAGCUGGAUCCAGUAGUGGAGGCGGAACUGGUGGUGGAGGACGCGGAAGGAACAAUGCAACGAGCAACAAUGGCGCAGCUCCGGCAUCAGAUCCGCGGAAUGAUUCAAAAGAAUCCAAACCCAAUCCCAAGAUCUCCAAAGCCCUCGGCACAUCAGCUAAGCGAAUUCAGAAGGAACUGGCAGAGAUUACGUUAGAUCCACCACCAAAUUGCAGUGCUGGACCAAAGGGGGAUAAUCUCUAUGAGUGGGUAUCGACGAUCCUUGGGCCUCCGGGAUCAGUGUACGAGGGUGGUGUGUUCUUCUUGGACAUUCACUUUUCGCCUGAAUAUCCCUUCAAGCCUCCAAAGGUGACCUUCCGGACUCGGAUAUAUCAUUGCAACAUAAACAGCCAAGGUGUGAUCUGCCUGGAUAUUCUCAAGGACAAUUGGUCACCAGCAUUGACCAUUUCGAAGGUCCUUCUCUCAAUUUGCUCCCUUUUGACAGACUGCAAUCCGGCUGAUCCACUUGUGGGAAGUAUUGCAACGCAAUAUCUCCAAAAUAGAGAAGAGCACGAUAGAAUCGCUCGACUGUGGACUAAACGCUAUGCUACGUGAUUUCCCCGUCUUCGGCAUAAUGUAUUUUUUCUAAUAAUGACAAAAUUGUCGUAAAUCAUAGCAAAACCUCUUAGUUGAUAAAAGAAAGAAAAAAAAAUAAGUAAAAAUUAUUGAUAUGAGAAAAAAAGGAGGAGGAGGAUUUGAUGUAAAAGAAAAAUCCCAUUGACUGGAUGUGUGGUGUGUGUGUGGAAAUGGAGGAAAUAUUUUAAUUUUAUAUCCCUUUUUAAUUUGUUUUUAUUGAAAGUCUGAAAAAUUGUAAAAAAAAAAACAAGUGUAGAAUUUCCUCCAUUUCUUUUGCAACUACACAGAAAAAAAUUAAAGUCUUAAAAUCAGAUGGUAAGGAAAAGGAAAAUUUAACGCAAAAAAUACUGAAAAUGUUUUUUUUUAGAUUAUUUUACUAUAUUUUAUUGUGAAAAAUUACGUCACCCGUUUGACCAAAAAAACAAUUUUAUUUUUUUUUUUAUUUUUUAUUUGUUUAAAUCGGUACAUAAAAAAUGAUCAGAAUCUGAUUAAAAAAAUAAUGUUUUUUUAUCUGUUGUAAAGAGACUGACAAAGAUUUGUCCAAAAAAAUUUAUUAAUGACGUAAAAAAGGCAAAAUAAUUCAAUUUUCUGAAUUGUAAAAUUUUGGUCUUAUGGGUAAAGUAAAAAAAAAAUUUAAGUUUAGCUUAAAAAUUGUAUAUUUAAUUUCAAUGCUUUGUGAAAGAUACAGAAAAAAAAAUCAUAAACUGCAAACUAUUGUGUAAUCUAAAACGCAUGUGAAAGAAAGUUUAGUAAGAAAACGGUUUAGGAUAAUGUGUGUGAGAAAGUAAAUAAAAAAAAGGAAAAAUACCAUGGAAAAAAAAAUAUUAAAGGCACAUUUUGGGCGUGUUUACGGAGGGGGGUGAUUAGAAUUUUAUAGGUAUGAAAAAAAAUUAAUUAAAAGAAAAGAUUUAAAGUUUUCCUCGUACUGAGAGAGAGAGACAAAAAAUCAAUCAUUGUGUCCAAAUUGUGUCAGAACUGUCUGUGGUGCGAGAGAAUCAGCAGCAUUAAUCACCCUUUCUUAAGUUUUUUUUUUCCUUUUUUUCUAAUUGAAGAAAAAAGUAAAAAAGAAAAAAAUGUAUAAUACGAUGUGAUAGAUAAUUUUUACUAUAUAUAUUGUAUAUUUAAAGUGGAACAAGAUUUAAAAGAAAAUAUAAUGGGUAUGACUUGA
Messenger RNA from Lutzomyia longipalpis, 2043 nucleotides. It is a transcript of the gene Ubc2, whose product is annotated as ubiquitin-conjugating enzyme E2-24 kDa. Gene Ontology annotation, molecular function: ubiquitin conjugating enzyme activity. Gene Ontology annotation, biological process: protein polyubiquitination. Bases 252 to 854 code for a protein of 200 amino acids. NCBI's taxonomy places the organism in Eukaryota, Metazoa, Arthropoda, Insecta, Diptera, Psychodidae. Gene Ontology annotation, cellular component: nucleus. The record is from RefSeq and is a predicted model, not a curated record. The transcript is spliced from 5 exons.